Molecule: messenger RNA, 1585 nt
Organism: Spinacia oleracea (spinach)
Lineage: Eukaryota; Viridiplantae; Streptophyta; Magnoliopsida; Caryophyllales; Amaranthaceae
Product: protein trichome birefringence-like 39
Exons: 5
Coding region: 166-1269 (367 amino acids)
Cellular component (GO): Golgi apparatus
Molecular function (GO): O-acetyltransferase activity
Source: RefSeq, a predicted model, not a curated record
AUACAGAGUAAAUGACUCAUCACUCUUUCACUCUCUAGUUCACCAAUCAACAUAUUUCAUCUAUCUCCUCCGUUGAAAUUCCCUUUCUCACCUCUCUAUAAAAGCAAACAAACGUUUAUUUGAGCAUAAGAUCCAACAUCCAACACCCAACAUCCAACAUCCAACAUGGGUACUACUGUGUUAAAUAUCCUGUUUUUACCCUCUCUGUUUCUUCUAACAUUACAACUUCCACAAAAUAAAGCAGAAAACUUCUGUAAGUUAGCGAAUAAUUAUACAAUUUCUGCAACAAAUCCCGAAUUAGCAGCUUCAAAUGGAGGAAAAUGCAACAAUUUUCAAGGGAAAUGGGUGUUCGAUUCGAAAUACCCACUAUAUGAUUCUUUAAACUGUCCUUUUAUAGACCUUGAAUUCAAUUGUCAAAGUAGACCUGAUAAAUUGUUCCAGAAGUAUAGGUGGCAGCCCUUUGGUUGUAAUUUACCAAGGUUUAAUGGACUGUAUUUUUUAAGGAAAUGGAGGGGAAAGAAAAUAAUGUUUGUUGGUGACUCACUGAGUUUAAAUCAGUUUGAAUCGUUGGCUUGUAUGAUUCAUUCUUGGGUUCCCAAUACUAAAACUUCAUACAUUAGGGGAGGCGCUCUACGUUCCCUAACUUUUCAGGAAUUUGGAGUGACCAUAAUGUUAUAUCGGACACCAUUUUUAGUUGAUAUAGUGAGAGAGAAAGUUGGACGAGUAUUGAAGCUUGAUUCUAUCAGUGGUAAUGCGUGGAAAGAAAUGGAUAUGCUCAUCUUCAAUUCAUGGCAUUGGUGGACUCACACUGGCCGUGCUCAGCCGUGGGACUAUAUCCAAGUGGGGAACAAGUUAUACAGAGAUAUGAAUCGUUGGAUUGCAUUCUAUAAAGGCCUAACAACUUGGGCUAGAUGGGUUGACCUCAAUGUAAACCCUUCUAAGACAAAAGUCUUCUUCGUUGGCGUUUCUCCUUCACAUGAUUUUGGAAGUGAUUGGGAUGAACCAUCAAAAUCGUGCUCGAGCGAGACGGAGCCAUUCUUCGCCACAAGAUAUCCGGCAGGGACACCACAAGAAUGGGCAGUUGUGGAGAAAGUGAUGAGCCGAAUACGGAAACCAGUGUAUUGGCUUGAUAUAACAACGCUGUCUCAAUAUAGAAAAGAUGGUCACCCUUCUAAAUAUGGUGGCCACGGUAAAGACUGUAGUCAUUGGUGUUUGCCUGGAUUGCCCGAUACUUGGAACCAACUUCUCUAUGCUGCUCUCUUCCAAUGACUUGGUUUUUUGAGGGAAUUUGGAGUUAAAAUUGGGCUGGGCUUUGUGCUUUAUAAUUUUUUUUUGUGCCUUGAUUCCUAUUUGGAUUUGGAUUUGGAUUUGGAUUUGGAUUUGAAUUUGAUUAUUUCAGUGAGAAGUGAGGGGUGCAUAAGGACUUUUACUUCAAGUGUAAAAAAAGUUGUCCAUCUUUGGUCAAAGAGGUGCAGCAUUUUAUAAUCGUUGCUAGUUCACAUGAAUGACGGAAUUCCAUUUUGUUAAUUUGCAAAGAAUUUGUUGUAUGAUUGGGAGGUUAUACACUAUCAGAUCUUCUCCUCUA